AUGAAAGAGAUGCCUCACUACUCUAAAUUCCUAAAAGACCUUUUGAAUGGAAGGAGAGAAGUUGAAACCGUUAGCCUAACCGCAAAUUGUAGUGCUAUUCUCUCUAGUAAGCUACCAACCAAAUUGCAAGAUCCCGGUAGUUUUUCCAUCCCUUGUUCUAUCAAUGAGGUUCAUUUGGGGAAGGCUUUAUGUGAUCUAGGUGCUAGUGUGAUUUUAAUGCCCUUCUCAGUCUACCGAAACCUUAAUGUGGGAAGUCUUUCACCUACAAACAUCACCCUCCAACUAGCUGAUAGGUCCACAAAAUUGCCUAUAGAGAAAGUAGAGGACAUGCCCCUUAGAGUUGGUAAGUUAACUUUUCCGGUGGACUUUUAUGUUCUCGAUAUGGAUGAAGAUGAAAGAAUUCCUAUAAUUUUGGGAAGGUCAUUCCUAGCUACUUCUAAAGCAAUCAUUGAUGUCAAAGAAGGUAAGAUGACCUUGAAGGUUGACAAUGAUUCUAUCGAAUUUGAUUUGAAUAAGGUAAUGAGACAACCUUCCUCUAGUAAUGAAUGCUUUAGAAUAGAUACAAUUGAAAAUUUGAUGAAUGAGUUUAGAUACCCUCAUAUGCAUGCUUCUAAUGAUCUACUUGAGAAUGUUUUUUUGAAUGAGAAUGAAGUAGGUGAUCAAAAGGAGAUGCAAUUAUAUGAGUAA
Molecule: messenger RNA, 687 nt
Organism: Chenopodium quinoa (quinoa)
Lineage: Eukaryota; Viridiplantae; Streptophyta; Magnoliopsida; Caryophyllales; Amaranthaceae
Exons: 1
Coding region: 1-687 (228 amino acids)
Source: RefSeq, a predicted model, not a curated record